AUGAAUGCUCGAGCGAGGCUGCUUGCUGCCGGUAGCGUGUAUGUUGAGAUCGUGCUGAGAAGGGCGCUUGAUCUUCUUCUUGUUGCUGCCGUUCCGGCGGAGGUGGUGGUGAAGAGAGUGGUCAUCGUGCGCGUGGCCCGCCUGUUCGGACUGAUGGUAUCGGAGCCGAAGACAGAGAUCAUGUGCAUGCUGCCGAAAGGGAUCGAGGAACGCCCGUUCACGGUCAGCGCCGCCGGCCAGACGUACAAGCAGACAGAUCGGUUUGUGUACCUCGGACGUACCAUCUCCGCGGACGGGAAGGCCGACCGGGAGAUCACGAGCCGCAGCUGCCGAGCGUGGAAGUGCUACCGCNAACGGCGACCGGGCACUGCUGUAGAAGCGAGUAGGGCGGCCGAGGCAGCACUUGUGGCGAUUUAUGUACCCGGCUGACAUUGUUGCGCCCUGUUUCCCUCCCUGCUGUGUGGGAAGCGUCCUCAUUUUUUUUUUUUUUUAAUCUGACACGACGAGUCCAUCUCUAUCAUAGAAAAGAGUCAGAGACAGAUUAACAAUGGAAUCAUAGCGUCAGAGAAAACUACCUGUAUGUCUACGAUUUCCCAGACAGUAUAUAGGGACAUCUCCCCUGCGGGUAACAGGCUCAACAAAUCAGUUUGGUAGCUGUCUUGUGUGUCUCAUAUAUGUUAUGUUGGGAAGGUGCAGACGAGAGGUGUUGGGUACUGUUGGUUAGUCGGGCGUUUUGUGUUCGGCACCCUGUUAGUUGUAGGACAUACAGUCUCCAUCAGUUUACAUACUUAUUUUCAGUUUGGUAUGCAUAUGUGCGGAGUAUGUGCGGCUGAUUCCAUCUCUAUCAUAGAAAAG
This is a messenger RNA of Ectocarpus sp. CCAP 1310/34, 855 nucleotides long. The record is from the annotation of a GenBank genome assembly. NCBI's taxonomy places the organism in Eukaryota, Phaeophyceae, Ectocarpales, Ectocarpaceae.